AUGGCCGACAAGACUCGUUCGCGUUUCUCUGGUUCUCGCGUUCCAUCGCGUCAAAGAACCCCCAACGACCUCCCACAAUCUGAGCUCCCGCAAGAGAAAACCGCCAAGUCCUACACCUACGAAAACGUGACAGGAUGGCGUCAAUACCGAGUUUUGAGACCAUGUCGCGGCAUGUAUCAUGAUAUACGUCGCCGGCUUCCCUACUACUGGAGCGACAUCACAGAUGCCUUUACCUACAGAACCAUUGCCAGCACAAUUCGCAUGUAUUUUGUCAACAUUCUUCCCGCUCUCGCGUAUACACUCGAUAUGUAUAGAAAAACCGGCGAAUUCUUUGGCGUGACCGAAGCGCUGUUUUCGUCGGCCUUGGCCGCCAUGGUUUUUAGCCUUCUUGGUGCCCAACCUUUGACAAUCGUCGGUAUCACUGGGUUAAUUUCCUUGUUCAACUACACCAUCUAUGAAAUUAUUGCACAAUACGAUUCUUCACUAUACCCCCUCUUCAUGGCUUGGACGGGAAUUUGGGCUGCCAUCUUUCAUUGGAUUGUCGCCAUGUUUAACCUUUGUGAUUAUAUGCGUUACGUGACGGACUUUUCCAGUGAGAGUUUUGGUAUGUAUGUUGGUAUCAUUUACAUGAUCAAAGGAGUCGAAGAAUUGGUCAAUGAACUCACCGUCGAAGGACCUGUUUCCGGCUACCUCAGUUGCAUCAUCGCCAUCCUCUACUUUGCUUCGGUAUAUUCUUUGGAAAAGAUGGGUCAGAGCACACUUUGGAAGCCUUGGUUUCGCGGAAUUCUCGCAGAUUAUGCAUACGUGUUUGCGACCCUUUUUUGGGUGGGAUUCUCGCACAUUCCCGGGCGACUUCAAGACGCACACGUCUCACAGCUCCCUGUGACCAAGGCGUUCUACCCAACUCAGCCUCGAGACUGGUUAUUGGACUUUUGGAAUCUUCCUGUCAAGUGGAUAUUUGUAGCCAUUCCCUUUGGCUUUCUGGUGAUGCUGCUUUUCUACUACGAUCAUAAUGUCAGCAGUAUUACAGCUCAAGCUCGCCAAUUUCCCCUCAAAAAGCCCGGAGGUUUUCAUUGGGAUUUCUUCCUGCUGGGAUGCACAACUUUCAUUGCAGCAAUACUAGGCUUACCCUUGCCGAAUGGAUUAGUUCCACAGGCGCCGGUUCACACCGACUCGCUUACCGUCUACGAGACGAAACUGGAAAUCAUUCCAACAGCAGAAGGUGAAGGCACAGAGAUUCGCCGUCCCGUCGUUGAAGCGGUAGCUGUGGUUGAACAGCGUGUUUCGCAUUUCUUGAUGGGUCUUGCCUUGAUAGGCACCAUGACUGGACCAUUGCUCGCAAUGCUUCAUACAAUGCCGUCAGCACUGUUCGGAGGAGUCUUCUUUGUCGUUGGGUGGGGGUCAAUUGAGUCCAAUGCCAUCACUCAAAAACUCGUGUUCUUGAUGUCCGAGGACCGAUUUAUUCAACGUGACGAGCCGCUUCUCAGUAUUCCUCGCCGCAAGAUCUGGCUGUUCAUCGGACUCCAAGUUCUGGGCGUCGCAGCUACAGUCGCUGUAUCACAAACGAUUGCUGCCAUUGGGUUCCCCGUGCUCAUCAUCUUGCUCAUUCCUCUCCGUACCCAUCUCAUACCCAAAUGGUUCACCCUUCGGGAGCUGGAGGUGAUGGAUGAUUUUACUUGUACCAAUGAACAAGUGCUGGCCAGCCUAGGUGGAGCGCCAAAACUCCCUGAACAUACCAGGGCGCAAGACUGGGGUCUGGAGCGCCGUAGGAGCGAACAAAGGUUCGGCUUACAGCGUCAGAGAGCCGGGAAUCUCAGACGCUGA
Molecule: messenger RNA, 1824 nt
Organism: Pestalotiopsis fici W106-1
Lineage: Eukaryota; Fungi; Ascomycota; Sordariomycetes; Amphisphaeriales; Sporocadaceae
Exons: 6
Coding region: 1-1824 (607 amino acids)
Biological process (GO): transmembrane transport; monoatomic anion transport; borate transport
Cellular component (GO): plasma membrane
Molecular function (GO): solute:inorganic anion antiporter activity
Source: RefSeq, a predicted model, not a curated record